UACCGUACGUACGUAUAGAACGCCACUAUAAAUAAUUUAUAAUCUCUAGACGAUUGGAUAAUGGGGGAAUUUGUCGGUAAAGUGGUCCUAAUCACUGGAGCGAGCUCAGGAAUUGGAGCUGAGACGGCUGUCCACUUUGCUGCAGAAGGAGCAGGUCUUGCUUUAGUGGGUCGUGAUGAAGGGAGACUAGAGAAGACUGCACAGGAUUGCAUGGCAAAAGGCCUAGCAAAGGAUAAGGUUCUUACAAUCAAGGCAGACAUGUGUGUAGAAGAAGAUGUGAAGAGGAUUGUGGAGUCAACUAUCACAUACUUUGGUAGACUGGAUGUCUUGGUAAACAAUGCAGGACAAGCCAAACUUGACCUCCUCAGAAGUGAAACUGUUAUGGAGAACUUUGACGAUUUGCUCAAGCUUAAUGUAAGAUCUGUUGUCCAACUCACCAACCUAGCAGUACCUCAUCUUAUUACUUCUAAAGGCUCCGUGGUGAAUGUAUCCAGCCUAGCAGGAAAAAGAGUGGCCCACAUGUCAUUUUCGUACAAUAUUUUAAGGGCUGCCACUGACCAAUUCACAAGAUGUUGUGCUGUUGAUUUGGCUCCCAAAAGUGUCCGAGUUAAUGCUGUGAACCCAGGAGCAAUCAAGACGCCCCUUUUGACAGGAUUUGGAAUACCUGCAGAACAAAUCGAAGAGGUAUGCGCAAAGAUGCAUCCAUUGGGCAGGAUAGGACAACCAACAGAUGUAGCGUCGGCCAUCAAGUUUCUUGCAUCCAACGCAGCGUCCUUUAUCACUGGAGAAACACUGUCAAUAGAUGGUGGCAGACAUGCUUACUGUGCACGAGAGUUGGGUACAAUAUGAAACCCAAACAAUUUGUAGUAUUACAGUUGAUUGAUAUAACCUCCUUCAAUAAAAGCUGGGAAAAAAUAAUCUUGAACCAACUACCGUAUUUGCCGGCAAUAAGGCCGCAGCUCCGCAUAGGCCCACCCUCAACAUUUUGUAGGGGAAAAAAAAACUAAAGGAAAAAAACCUAAACAGACCAAACUCGUAGAACAAUAUUUUUCCUACAAACCGAUACCCAAAUUACUUAUUCUUAUUUGUAAAAAUUUACAGGAAGUUUACCUAAAAAUGAUCGUAAUUAGCAAAUCUUCAUCGAUUUUUAAGCUAGUACUGUAUUGCAGGCAGAUUUGGUAUCCUACAUGUACCCCUACCACGAUGUGCGGUGUAAUACAAAAUUGCGACUUCGGCUAGAUGUGCAGUUAAGUUAAGCGGCGGCUAGCUCCGUAACGGUUCCUUCUUUUACUUUUUAGCGAUGCAAUGGUACAACUCAGAUCUAGAUCUACCGGUAGAUUUUGUUAGAAAAAUAACUUUGUUAUUUUGGUCUUUAUGUCAACAAUGUAACAUAAAAUUGUCGGUAAGAUGUGUGAAGUUAUUCUAGAAAUGUCCUGUACCAUUCUAUAAUCAUUGUAGUCCCAUACGUACGAAUGGACGUGCUGUUUUGACCGCUGAAUUUGUAGUUGUUGCGCAUUGGCUGCACCCAGACUUUUUGUUGCUUUCUCUUCCGAAAAUACUGCGGCCUUUACGCCGGCAAAUACGGUACAAUGUAGUCAAUGUCUUCACAUUUUUGUUUAUACUCGGUUUACAAACGUUUCAUUUGUGAUAUAUUCUACACUUCAGCUUUUAGCCAAGAUAGAUUUUAUCUCCAAAUAUCUUUCUACAUUUGUAUAUGUAUGUUUAUAUAAUGGAACAAAAUCAUGAUAAUGAAUUGUAAGCAUCAAUGUAUGAAAUCAUUUGGUGAUUGGGUAAUUUUAAUUAAUAAAGAUGGGUGGAUGGUAUAUUCAUGUUACGUAGUUUCUAAACCAAAUUAUGUUUGAUUAGACAUGAACAAUGUCAUGGAUGAGGCUGGGAUUUGUGAGGCUGACACACUUACUCUGAAAUAAAUCUAUCAUGAAAUGCAGAUAAUGUGAUGGAAAUCAUUUUAAUAGUACAAUAUAUAUUUUUGAACUUUUGUAUAAAAAUUUGCCAUGAUGAAGUCAAUCAAAUUGAACAUUAUUUUUCAAAUAAAAUACAAUAUUUUUUACUCA
Messenger RNA from Strongylocentrotus purpuratus (purple sea urchin), 2072 nucleotides. RefSeq names its product 3-oxoacyl-[acyl-carrier-protein] reductase FabG. NCBI's taxonomy places the organism in Eukaryota, Metazoa, Echinodermata, Echinoidea, Camarodonta, Strongylocentrotidae. The record is from RefSeq and is a predicted model, not a curated record. The coding region runs from base 61 to 849 and encodes 262 amino acids. The transcript is spliced from 9 exons.